Messenger RNA from Lactuca sativa (garden lettuce), 1286 nucleotides. Its product is annotated as septum-promoting GTP-binding protein 1. NCBI's taxonomy places the organism in Eukaryota, Viridiplantae, Streptophyta, Magnoliopsida, Asterales, Asteraceae. Gene Ontology annotation, molecular function: GTP binding; GTPase activity. The record is from RefSeq and is a predicted model, not a curated record.
CAUACCACUACUUGAGUUGAGAGGCACAUAAAACACAGUUCUUGAGAGGCCCCUCUAUCUCUUCCCCAAUACAUUUUUAUCUUCUCGAAAAAUUAGAAAGAAAUUCUAUAAAAAUGACUCAGAUUAGCAGAAAAAUGUACAGAUUAGACCUAAAAAGAACGAUUCUAUGGCGUGUAGCUCUUCUCCGGCGAUGUGCUAGAUCUCUCUGGCACCAAAUUCUUGCUUGUUGGAUCGGAAAAUCUGUCCGGUACCGGCAAUUGUUGCACUCCGGUCCUUUGAUUCCGACGUCUCGUCGUUCUCCGACAACGACGAUCGACCCAGCCACCGUGAGCCACCAGUUUCCGGCGUCCAGCGGCGAAAUGUCGUCGUCCUCUGGUGGCUCCGAUCACGAUCAAGAUACUUCUGAUUUGGUGACGUUGAAGAUUAGUCUUUUGGGUGAUCAUCAUAUCGGAAAAACGAGCUUCUUGGCAAAAUACGUUGGGAAAGAAAAGAAUCAAGAAGAAUUAAAAGUUAAAGGCAUAAAUCAGAUGGAUAAAACAUUGUGUGUUAAAGGAGCCAGGAUUUCCUACACCAUUUGGGAAGUGGGUUGUGAUGCAUUUUGUCAAGAUGCCGAUUUGAAAACAUCGAUUCCUGCUGCUUGUAAAGACUCGGUAGCAUUGUUGUUCAUGUUUGAUUUAACAAGUCGUUGUACACUUAAUAGUGUUAUCAAUUGGCAUCAACAAGCUAGGACUUAUAAUCAGAGUGCGAUUCAUGUUAUGGUUGGUAGCAAGUUCGACGAAUUCGUUCAGCUUCCAUUGGAUUUACAGUGGACAAUUGCAAGUCAGGCAAGAGCAUAUGCAAAGGCUAUAAACGCGACAUUGUUCUUCUCGAGUGCAUCUUACAAUAUAAAUGUAAAUAAAAUCUUCAAGUUCGUAACUGCGAAGCUCUUUGACUUGCCAUGGACUUUGGAGCGAAAUCUUACAAUUGGCGAGCCUAUUAUUGAUUUCUGAUUUCUGAUGUCAGUAUUCGUUAUUCAUGGAUUCAGUAUUCAGUAUUCACACCCUCCUCCGUCUUUAAGUUUGUGAUGUAAAUAUAGAAAAGAAAUAUGGGGAGGAAGUGGUCGAUCGAUCGUAUAGUCAGUUAUUGCAUCUUCGUUCUUUGUUUUCUAGUUAAGUGAGAUUUCAAGGGUUUUCAGUUCUUUUUAUUGUUUUUUUUACUGGAGAGCUUGGUGGAGGUAUCGAGGCUUCCCUGUCUUCAUGUAAAACCUGUAUUUUCUUGUUAGUGAAUUGAUUUCAAAAUUGGUUAAA